AUGGAUGGAGGAAUAAAAAGGGAUUUUUUUUUUGGCUUGACGAAAUGCUCAGAUGAUGAGCGCCCUAUAAUGCUGGAAUUGUCGGCGGCAAUGUGCCGAGUGAUGAUGCGUCGUUUUGCUUUGCUUUCUUUAUUUGUCUUUGCACCUCGUUCUGCUUUCUUCUCUCACUCUAUGGUUGCAGCUGUUGCCAGAAGGAAAUUUACAAUGUGUUUGUUUGGCAUCGUUGAUGCGGUUGAGGACUUUUUUAAGAGUGUUGUGGCGUGUGCCUGCUGCCUCAUCAUCGGUGGCCCUGCGCUCAUCAUCGCGGGCAGCAUACUUCUCACUCAAAAGCCUACUUCUGAGGAUGUUCCUGUUAACGAUACUAUUAAGAACGCGAAUCUGACACCCAUGCAAUUGAGGACUGGGACCAUCAACGGUGUGCCGAUUACUGUGAGACGCGAGUCGCUAAACGUCCAGGGUGUGGACGGGGCCACUUCUGUCUUUGCGGAGGCUGUUGUUCCUGUUUCUCAGAAUUCUUCAUCAGAGUUUCCAGUUUCCGUGAAUGUUAGCGCCGUGACCCCUUUUAAUCGCAUGGCCCCCUUCCGCAGCAUAGAAAAAACGUCAUACACCUGUUCUUCACGUGACUGUAAAAGCAGAUUGAAUUGCCAGUGUAACGAAUUGCUGAAUUCUUUUAUGAACCAGUGCGUCGCAUCUGGUGGAAAAUUUGUUCGCACACCUGGAAUGUGCGAGUUGGACCGCACUUGUGGUACCUGUGAACGAACGGUCUACCUCAGGCAAUUGUACCUUGUUGUUCGUGAGGUCAGCAACGGAAAAUACGCCGAGGACACCAAUCUCCGAAGUGCCAUGUACGCCUUUGGCGAUCUUGAUAACGAUUACCAGCCUGGAGUACCGAGCACCGUUACGGUGCGCCUGUACAGCAGCAAGGAUCCUUACAAUGAUCAGAAGGUGGGAAUAGAUGAUGAUACACCUUUUGCAACUAUGCGCACCGUGGGUAUUGUGCUGAUUGUUCUUGGGUGCCUGUUCUUGCUGCUGGAAAUUGGUGUCUGCACAGCACUAAUUUGCUACUGGAUGCGAAGAAAUCGGACGUCGAGUAGUGACUCGCCUCAAAUGCCGGUUGACGCAUCGGUAACACCAGCGUCGGGAGCAUCCGGUAACGCCGCACCGAAUUUUUAUGCACAGCCGGAGCAGCAAACGGGACAGGGAUACACAUAUGGUCAAGCGGUACCACCAGGGUAUACAUAUGGCCAGCCACCACAGGGACAGCCGAUACCGCCAGGGUACACGUAUGGCCAGCCACCACAGGGAUACGCAUAUGGUCAACCGGUAUCACCACAGGGUCAGCACGGCUAUGCGUAUGGACAAGCACCGCCGCCAUUGUAG
Molecule: messenger RNA, 1380 nt
Organism: Trypanosoma cruzi
Lineage: Eukaryota; Euglenozoa; Kinetoplastea; Trypanosomatida; Trypanosomatidae
Product: surface glycoprotein, putative
Exons: 1
Coding region: 1-1380 (459 amino acids)
Source: RefSeq, a predicted model, not a curated record